AUGUCGACGCAACCUCAAACCGCCACGGAUGAUGCCGCCAAAGCCAGAGCUUUGGGCAACGAGUUGUACCGAGCAGGCAAACUCCUGCAGGCUGAAAAGGCAUACAAGACGGCUGCAUCCCUGGCUCCUCAUGAUCCGUCACCCGUCUCCAACCUGUCGGCUGUGAGAUAUGAGAUGGGUGACUACAAGGGUGCCAUUGCUCACAUCAGAGAUGCGAUAUCACUAACCGUCCCUGAAACCGAUAACAGCGCCAAGAAUGACAAGUUGUAUAGCAGGCUGGUCAAGUGCUUUUUAUACCUCCAUGAUGUCGACUCUGCCGAGGAUGCCGUGUCCAGCAUUGGCGACGCUCAUCUCCGAGCCGAACUAGACCAAGCUGUCGGGUCGAUGAAAGCUUUAUUGGCCGAGGCCCCAGACGAAUCCGUUCUCAGGAGACAAUUGCUUGACCGGAUACCACGGUAUAAGCCAUGCCCACAAGACAUAGCCGAGUAUUUCUGUGUAGGCCAUGACCAGUUAGAGAUGUUGACUGAGCCACUUGGAAUGACGGGCGAUACAAGACCAGACAUCUCAAUCCUCUUCGCCGGCUUCGGAGACGGACGUAACCUCUUUUCCGCUCUCAUCACCAUCGCUUGCAUGGACGGAGAAUCUCGCCUCUCCUCCUUGAGCAAGCUUCAUUUCACUGUGCUCGAUCUGAAGGUGGCAGCACUGGCCAGGUUGCUCAUCUUCUUCAACAUGAUGGAGCGAGUUGACCCGGCGGUUCCGGACGACGUCUCCGAUUAUCCCACCGUUCGCCGAGGCCAAGCUCCAAGCAACAUCAGAGAGCUCAUCAAGAGGCUCGAGGGUAUCGCUGCCCCUCUCCAGUUUGUCUACAUCCGAGACCACGAUCGCGAGCCUCUCCUUCGAGUCCUUCGUCAGUGGCAGCAACCGUGGGACGGCUUCUCCAAGAUCGCCGACGUGCGUAGACUCAUCGAGCAAAAUCUCCGGAAAGCCGAUAUGCGCGCGGCUUCUCUUAUAGGCGAAGUGCCGGAAUUCGGGCCCAGGGAAGAAAGAGAGGACUUUAGGAGAUUUCAUACCUUGCUGCCGCCUAUGGCGGAUGUGAAGCGCUGCGAGCCCUCCCUUGUCGAGUUGCUGGCAAAGUACCGAUCGUCAGGCAAGGGCAAGAAAUUAUACCAAUACAUUGAUGCACACUGGAGAUUCAACAAUACGCUUGUCGACUAUGACUUUGCGAAUAGAAGACGAGAACAGGGGAAUGAUGUACCCGGCCCGUUCGAUUUUCAUCCUUUGGAAGUAAUCGAGUCGAUGCGUGGUCCGGGCUCCACGGACAAGGCCGACAUCAGCUGCAUCCAGAAACUUGCAGAAGUAUUCCGCGUCUUCAACUUCUCCAUACUGAUGCUUGACCCUGGGAAGCGCUUGGUCGUGGAAGUGAUUGCAGGGGAAAUGGCCGACAUCAUGGACCGCAUGCGCUAUAAUUUGCUGGACCACCGGAUGUCCCCCCCGGAGAAUAGUCGCAUCCCCGAUCCGACCCUGUUUCCUCGCACCUUUGACUACAUACACAUGAGCAAUAUACCGGACUACAUCGGCGGCCAUCUAACCUCCUUCUUAACAGGCCGGCCCCUCCUCAAGGAAGACCAGCCGUCCAGCCUGCGGUUUACCAAUCUUCUCAACCCUCCAGAGUUUGAGAACCACGAGGCCUUCCGGUCCGAGUAUCUACUCAUGUACAACAUGGAGCGCAUCCGGCAGCACUUCCUGCUCACCCAGCGCCCAGGCGAGUUCACGGAGGAGGCCUCGCCACCCACGAUCAGCCCGCUCCAUUCGUUUGUAUUCGAGCAGUAUACCGUAUGGGACAGCGUACCCAGGAGCGUCAUGCCUUUUCAGAAACUCCUCUCCAAGGCUGGGUUCGAGAAGUGGGUGUAUGGCCAUUUACUAAAGAUUUGCCUACCGCACCCACGGCCAGUCUUUAGCGACUCACCCGUGUACGCGCCGCUCAACCUCACCGCGCUUAUCCACCUCGUCGUCGGCAUGUUCGAGGUCGGAUACCCGGCGCACUGGCUGGUCCGGAUCCUGUCAUGUAUCUGCACCGGCGUCAUUACCACCUCGGCCCGGCCGCCGGAGAGGCGCGUCUACACCCCUGCGCAAGUCGACGCAUUCACCACUCUGGUCAGCAUAUGGCGUCGCCUGCUGCCGUUUGGGAUCGACUCUUCGCUUAGCGCAAGUCUGGUUUCGCUCGAAACGAUACAUCUGUAUAGCAUUGCUUUUCCUCCGUUUCCUGCUAUUAGUGACCAUAGGCCUCAGUCUAUUCUUGUCUUUUGGAACACCGAGGUGGGGGAUGCUGCACAGCGUUUGGAUUCUUUGUACGACCUGUUGGACGGCAGCGGGGGAGAUGACUCCAAGUCGGCGAGGAAUAUCCGAGAGAAAGGGGUCGUCUGCGUGACUACGUUUCGGUUUACUACGGCGUCGAGGACGGCUGAAUUUUGGAUGCGGGCGGAUAAGAUGGAGCAAAUGAUGGCUGGGAAAUGGAGGGCUUUUCUUUGGCGGACAGACGAAUGGGAGGCGUCGACGCGCGGCGUAGAUGUCUCCCGCGGGGUGACCAAGGGCAAGAAGUGGACAACGGAUGCUCUUUUAGGAGCCAAGCCUGAGGGUUCAUGA
Messenger RNA from Metarhizium robertsii ARSEF 23, 2643 nucleotides. RefSeq names its product tetratricopeptide. The transcript has 6 exons. NCBI's taxonomy places the organism in Eukaryota, Fungi, Ascomycota, Sordariomycetes, Hypocreales, Clavicipitaceae. Bases 1 to 2643 code for a protein of 880 amino acids. Gene Ontology annotation, molecular function: protein binding. The record is from RefSeq and is a predicted model, not a curated record.